UUUCCCUUUACAUUUAUGAGAAGCCACAUGUUGUUACAUCUGACGAAGACGUGUGCAACACCUUUUGACAGCAAUCCAGUUAAAUUGGUGCCAGUUUUAUUAUGUAUAUAUGCUGCUGCCGCCUCUGCUACCUAGAUGUAAAUGAGAUGUGAAUAAACAUGUCUUCAGAGCAUCAGCCGCCGCGACUAGAAAAUAUUUUAAAGAACCACAAAAGGGGAUUAAGGCACGACUAUGAUGUGUUCCUGAGUAAAUUAGGGAGUCCCAAUAUUUCGUCUGCAGAGUUGAAGUCAUAUAUUCAGUCCCUGAGGGAUUGUAUCACUUUCCUGGAUAAAGAUCAUGAAAUUCUUGUAGGAGUUCUGUUGAAAGUGGAUUGGACGAGAAGGGAGUCUGCUGUUGUCCUAGAGUAUCAGGCCCUUCUACACAACCUUGUAUCCGCACACACAUACUAUCUACGGGCAGGGCUUCGCAUGCUUGUCAAACACUUCCUGCCAAAAAUCACGGAGAAUUUCAAGGACUCCUCAUCAGACAGUGUGGUUUUGGACAGCCAACAACUUCAGGAUCAUGAGACAAGCUUCAUCAACGUCCAUUUGGUGAUCAAGGCCAUAUCUAACAUUGUACCAAUGAGCCCGACAGUAUUGACGCCACUCCUCAGUGACUACUUCCCUUACAUGACCAAGGACAAGUAUUUACAGGAGUGCUAUGUCAAAAAUCUCCUUCAGAUCACCCAUUAUAUGCCCCAGCAGCGACUGGCCAUACUCGAACUCAUCGUGGACCGGAUGCUCAAACUAGAUGUACGGUCACCCAAACAUGAGAUAGCAGAAGCUGAGGACAAUAUGGAAGAGGAAAAUGACAUCAUAUUUGAUAUGGAUGAUCCCAGUUCCACACAGGAAGUAUUAUCAACGGAUGCUGGAUAUCGCAGUGGAUGCUUUGAGAUUAAAUCUGCCAAGCCUAUGAAUCACAAAGAAGCAGAACGUCUUGAUGUAAUGAUGGACCUAGUGCUGAAAUACAUUCAACAAACAUGUUUCCAUGAGGGUCAGUUAAAGUGGGAUGAUACUAAGAAACUGUACCGAGAAUUACUGCUGGUGUUCGAGCGCCUCAUUCUACCGACUCACGCCUCCUGUCAUGUCCAGUUCAUCAUGUUUUCCUUGUGUGCCAUCAAACAGCCAAUCUGUGAAGGAUUUUUAGACUUUCUAUGGAAGAAAGUGCAGGAUCCUAACACUGAGGGUGUUUACCGUCAGGCUAGCGUUUCCUACAUUGGAAGUCUGUUGUCUCGAGGACUGUUUGUACCAAUCAGCACUGUGAUGGCCUGCCUUGGGUUGAUGUGUGAUUGGGUACACAAGUACCUGGACCAGGUGGGCAGCUGUGUGCAUGCGGAUGUGAGCCACCACGGACCUUUUUAUUCUGUGUGUCAGACAAUUUUCUAUGUAUUUGUAUUUAGAAGUAAAGAGCUACUUGAAAUGAAGAAGGGCUACAAAUGGGCGGAGGGUUUAAAUUUCCAGAGAAUCGUGACGAGUCGUCUCAAUCCUCUCCGAGUGUGUUUGCCUGUUAUAGUGAAAUCGUUUGCAUCCGUGACCAGAACACAUCAGUUAGCUUUCUGUGAUACAAUAAUAGAGAGAAACUUUCGUUGUUUCCUACCCUCGUCUACAGGAAAAGCAGACCUACUCAAUGAAGCAUUUCCAUUUGAUCCUUACAUAUUGCACAGGUCAAGAAAGUUCAUUGUACCACAUUACAGAGAAUACCAAGGCAACGUUGUACAGGAGGACAAUGAUACAGAAGAUGAAGAGGAUGAUUUUAUAACAGAUGACAUCAUGUCCGUGAAGGAUUCUAUCCCAGUGUUAUCGGUGGGCAAAUCUCCGACAGACUUCAUGGCAUACAGUGUGUCUCCAGGAUUUAAACAGACACUGGAAUGGCCACAGAGCAUGGAAGGAUAGUAACAAAUAAAUACUGGAAUAUGUGUGUUAAAAUGGGCCAAGUCUGUAACUAAUGGAUUGGGGUGAUCCGAACAGACAGGGAGAUUGAUGGAAGAGAGAGUGUAAGUGUUUGGAAGAGCCAGCAAGUUUGAUGGAUUGGAAGGGGUGAUGGAACAGCCAGGAAGUUUGAUUGAUUGGAAGGGGUGAUUGGAACAGCCAGGAAGUUUGAUUGAUUGGAAGGGGUGAUUGGAACAGCCAGCAAGUUUGAUGGAUUCGAAGGGGUGAUGAAACAGCCAGUGAGCUGGGAAGAGCCAACAAAUUUGAUGGAUUGAAAGGGGUGAUGGAACAGCCAAUAAGUUUGAUUGAUUGGAAGGGGUGAUGGAACAGCCAGCAAGUUUGAUUGAUUGGAAGGGGUGAUUGGAACAGCCAGCAAGUUUGAUGGAUUGGAAGGGGUGAUGAAACAGCCAGUGAGUUUAGAAGAGCCAAAAAAUUUGAUGGAUUGAAAGGGGUGAUGGAACAGCCAGGAAGUUUGAUUGAUUGGAAGGGGUGAUUGGAACAGCCAGGAAGUUUGAUGGAUUGGAAGGGGUGAUGAAACAGCCAGUGAGUUUGAUGGAUUGGAAGGGGUGAUGAAACAGCCAGCAAGUUUGAUGGAUUGGAAGGGGUGAUGGAACCGCCAGUGAGUUUGAUGGAUUGGAAGUUAAAUGACUUGUUGGAGGUUGGAUUGGAAGAGCUAGAAGGCUUGAAUGAUCAAAGAGGGUGUCUGUAACUGUAAGUGAAUAUAUUUGGGAUGGCUGAAAUGACAAAUUUACUUCUAAAUGAAUAUUAAAGUAUUAUGUUAGACCUGAACCGGUUGUGUUCUAGAAGAUAAGUUACACAUGUUAUUUAUAAUAAAGAUUUACGGUAAGAUAACUGCAUGGAAAACAACUUACCACCUUAAAUGUUGAUGAUAUGAAUUAAAGGGAUAUUUGCUGUUUGGAUUUGAAAUAUUUAAACAAUAAUAUGAUUUAUAAAAAAAAAGUACAGAGUUAUCUUUGUAUGUUCUUAAUUAAUAUAGAAAUUGUAUGCCUACAAAAAAGAUAUUUUGAUACUGACUAUAGCUUCAAAUGUCAUCAGAAACAGUAAGUAAAAGGUACAGAUCAUCAAGAAUUUUCACAGCUUGUGGAAUAUCCCUUUAAUUUCUGGAGCAAUUCAACUUUA
Pecten maximus is the source of this 3107-nucleotide messenger RNA. Its product is annotated as RNA polymerase I-specific transcription initiation factor RRN3-like. The record is from RefSeq and is a predicted model, not a curated record. Bases 159 to 1931 code for a protein of 590 amino acids. The transcript has 16 exons. Gene Ontology annotation, biological process: transcription initiation at RNA polymerase I promoter. Gene Ontology annotation, molecular function: RNA polymerase I general transcription initiation factor activity; RNA polymerase I core binding. Lineage: Eukaryota; Metazoa; Mollusca; Bivalvia; Pectinida; Pectinidae. Gene Ontology annotation, cellular component: nucleus.